UUCAGCCUCCCUUUCAAACCCAAGCUGUCUGCUUUCCCCACCGGAAAUGGCGGAAACCCCCGCCGCCCCGACGGAGUGCGAGCGCCGGCGGCAGGAGAAUAUCCUCCGCAACAAUGCUAUCCUCGCCCAGCUCCGCCGCGACGCUGCCGAGGUCUCCGCCCUCUUCGCCCCCGCCCGCCCCAAGAAGCAGCCCCGGGCGACCCCGCCCGCCCCCGCCGGCCCCCCCGCGCCGCUCCGGCCGCACGCGCCUCCAGCCGCCGCCGCCGUCCUCCGCCGCUGCUCUCCCUUCCGCUCGCCUCAAGCCCCGGUCCUCCCACUUCCCCAUCCCCGACGUGUUCGUCGCCAAGGCCGUGACGGACGCCUCGGCGCCGCUUACCUCCGCCAUCCUCGCCGCGUCCUGGCCGACCGAGGGUGGGGUUCGCUCUUCGAACCCGGCGAGCUGGUUCUGAGACCGGAGAAUGUGAGGAAGCUGGCGACGACCGUGAUUGCGGUGGCGCGGGUGCUGCCGCUGGCGGACCGCACGGUGGUCGCCGCAGGGACAAUGCAGGGGCAUCUUGUGUUCUGGGACGCGGACGGCCCCGGGCCGGAACCGCGACUGUGCCAAGCGUACGGUACCCGCGGUGUUUCCGACGGCGUGUUCAUGUACCACCCGCACACAGGAUCCGUUGGGGGGAUCACGGCUCACCCCUCUGCUCCAAGGAAGAUGUACAGCUGUACCCAUGAUGGUGACGUUUGUCUCAUGGACGUGGAGAAGGAGAUUUUCAAUGCGAUAUAUCUGUGCGACUAUCCUGCAUUCUCCCUUUGCCAAGCACCAGAUAAUGCCACUUGUUUGUAUUUUGGUGAAGGGAAUGGGCAGCUUAAGGCUUUCGAUGAGAGAGUGGGUAAAGUUUCAAGCAAGUGGCUACUGCAUCAUGAUUCCAUUUGCUCAAUAGACAUUAAUCCAGAGAACCCAAAUAUGCUUGCAACUAGUUCAUUGGAUAGUACGGCUUGUUUAUGGGAUUUAAGAAACAUGAAAUUGCUGAAACCAGAGAGCUUGAAGGUUGUCAAACAUGAACAUAGUGUUCAUUCAGCUUAUUUCUCACCAAGCGGGAGCUUUCUUGCUACAACAAGUCGUUUUAAUACUGUUGGAACUCGUUUUAAUACUCUUGGAAUUUUAAGUGUGCUCAACUUCAACAAUUCAUGCUUUCAACAGCAUUCUUGUCCUUCAACUACAUUCAGGGCAAGUUGGGGAUUUAAUGACUCCGAACUUCUGCUUGGAACCGAAAGGGACAUACAAAUCACCUCUAUUGAUCUAAGAAAUGAUAGUAUCUCCAUUUCCUGCAAAGCACGCCAUGAAAGUGAAUACAUGAGUGAGGCUCCAGGCCUGUUUUCUGUGCAUCCAUACCGAGUUGGGCAUCUUGCCUGUGUGGGACGCAAUAAGGUGUUCCUUUGGACACCGGAGCAGGAUACGGAGGAGGAAAUGCCCUAUCUGACCGAGUAGUGAUAUUUGGUUAUCUGCCAGUUCAGGCGUUGAUGCAUUGGUCUAGUCCAGAAUCCAGACUGAGGAUCAGGGGGCUCUUAGAUGAGUUGAUGGUUGGAAGACCUGAUGAUCAUUUGAGCGCUAGCUAUCAUCAAAAUUCUAGUACAAUGGUUAGUGCUAGGUAGGUUGACUUGAAUCCGCGCACCUUGAUUUAGGGCUAGGCCGGAACCGAUGCUUCUAAACAAGCUCUUAAGUGCAUAUUUUGUUUAAGUGGCCUGGAAGAAAUGCUCUAGAAUGCUAGAAUGUUUACUUUAGUGCUAAUCAAUUCUAGACUUUGACGAUCCUUGACUUAUUAUGUUUUGGUUGGUACUCUACUCAUUGUUCGGAUUGAUGGUUCCACUUCCAACGAUGCUUGGCUCGUACGGACUGUUUUUAAUUUUCCUUA
This is a messenger RNA of Panicum virgatum (switchgrass), 1904 nucleotides long. RefSeq names its product DNA damage-binding protein cmr1-like. Gene Ontology annotation, biological process: regulation of DNA damage checkpoint. The record is from RefSeq and is a predicted model, not a curated record. The transcript is spliced from 4 exons. The coding region runs from base 47 to 1480 and encodes 477 amino acids. Gene Ontology annotation, molecular function: protein binding; DNA binding. Gene Ontology annotation, cellular component: nucleus. NCBI's taxonomy places the organism in Eukaryota, Viridiplantae, Streptophyta, Magnoliopsida, Poales, Poaceae.